Messenger RNA from Aureobasidium uvarum, 1632 nucleotides. Lineage: Eukaryota; Fungi; Ascomycota; Dothideomycetes; Dothideales; Saccotheciaceae. The record is from the annotation of a GenBank genome assembly.
AUGAGCAGCCAAUCCCUCCCUGCCCGCAGUGCCAAUGGUAGCAGCAAUGGCGACAACAAGACGGUCCGCGACGAACGCAUCGUCCCACCCAUGGGCAUGACGUCGCAUCAGUUCAACAAUGCAGCAACGGAGGCCAUUCAGGAUAUCACAAACUACUACGACAACAUAAGCGAACGCCCUGUCCUUCCUUCGGUCGAACCUGGUUACCUCGCGAAGCUAUUACCUCAAUCGCCGCCUACCGAAGCCGAGAGCUGGGACAAGAUCCGCGCAGACAUGGAGUCCAAGAUCAUGCCCGGCAUGACACAUUGGCAGAGUCCAGACUUCAUGGCCUUCUUCCCCGCCAGCAGCUCGUACCCAGGUAUGAUGGGAGAGCUGUGGUCAGCAGCGUUGACUGUGCCUGCCUUCAAUUGGCUCUGCUCGCCCGCCGUCACCGAACUCGAGACGAUAGUCAUGGACUGGGUCGCCCAAAUGCUCGCUCUCCCCGAGUGCUUCCUCUCCAAGGGCAAAGGUGGUGGUGUCAUUCAGGGUUCCGCCUCUGAGGCCAUUGUCACCUGCAUGGUUGCAGCACGCGAACGCUACGUUACAAGAACCCUCGAGAAAGAAGGCAUUGUCCUCACUGAGGAACAAAAGGAGGAUCGCUCUGCGGAAAUCAGGAGUAAACUCGUUGCUCUGGCCACCAAACAUACUCACAGCUCCACCCACAAGGGUGCAAACAUUGCCGGCACAAGAUUCCGUAGCAUUGACACCUCGCUGUCUAACGCAUUCGCCCUCCAAGGCCACGAACUUCGUUCCACUAUCGAGAAGCUAAAGGCACAAGGCCUCGAGCCCUACUUCUUGACCGUAUCGCUGGGAACAACAAACACUUGUGCUGUCGACGACUUUGCCUCUAUCGCCGAAGUCAAGAGAGAUUACCCUGACAUCUGGAUUCACGUCGAUGCCGCAUAUGCUGGCGUUGCUCUGGUACUGCCCGAAUACCAACAUUACUGCAAACACUUUUCCACCUUUGAUUCCUUCGACACAAACAUGCACAAAUGGCUGCUUACCAACUUCGACGCCUCAUGUUUGUUCGUCCAGAACCGUUGCGAUCUGACAGAUGCACUAUCCAUCACACCGGCCUACCUACGCAAUAACUUCUCAGACCAAGUCUGGUUCGUCAUCAGGACAUGGGGAGUUGAAGGCUUAAAAGCACAUAUCAAACACCAUCUCAAGCUUUCAGAUCUCUUUGUCGACCUCGUCAAGGGUAGAAGCGAUCUCUUCGGCAUCAUCACACCACCUGCUUUUGCUCUUUGCGUCAUGACAGUAAACCCAACACUCAAGCAGCGCGCCCCCAAACCUUCAACCACAGAAGGUGAACCCGAUGCAGAGAACGGUGUUCCCUACCAAGACUCUCACAUUGCCGUUAUUCCUCAACAACCCGAUUCGGAAGUUUUGGAGCAGGCAAAUGCGAAUACGAAGAAGGUGUAUGAGAUUGUGGAUCAGAGCAAGAAGGUAUUCUUGACGAGUUCUUUGGUUGGUGAUGCGUAUGCUAUUCGUGUUGUUAGUGCAAAUCCGUUGGCUAGUGAAGAGGGUAUUAGAAAGGUAUUUGGGUUGCUUGUUGAGGCUGCGGAGAGUGUGCUUGAUGUUAGGAAGUAG